CUUGAAUUCUUAUAUUUUCGAAAACUAUCACAUAAAAAGUGGAGGUUCAUUCUGUUUAACUUCUAUUAAGCUUACUGCUAAUUUGUGAUUCGAACAAGCGAACAAAAAUGUCUAGGGUUACUUGAGAUUUGAAACACGCACAGAGUCCUGAAAAAUAUGGCCAAGAGCUUACGCAGUAAGUGGAGAAGAAAGAUGCGGGCAGAGAAGCGAAAGAAAAAUGCUCCAAAAGAACUUACUCGCCUAAAGGGUGUCCUAAAUAUAGAUGGGGAUGGGGGUAUUUUGAUGAAAGAAAUAAAGGAAAUAGCCACAGUGGUUCCUUCUAAAAAGCUGCAAGAAAAAGCACAAGAUGUGGAGAUGGAGGGAGAAGAAGAAAUUGGAUCUACAAUGGAGACUGAUGGCAAGCGAAGCAAAAAGACACAGUUAAAUGAACAUGGGCAAUACCCUGUAUGGAUGCAUCCCCGACAGAGGAGGAAGUUGAAGCAAAAACGAGUUAAGCAAGGCAAAACUAAGAAGACGAAAAAGAGGGCAUAGCAGAUAUAGUACUCAAUAAAUACAGUAUACGCUGCUUCGAAGUAACUUCUAUUUUGUGCCAGAACUUUGGAAUUCUUCAUUUGUAGAAGACCAUUCUGCUACGCUGUUGUUGUUGUUAGCAGCUUUAAUGUAGUAUAUUUAUGACAAUUUUCUUUUAACUUUUUUCUUUGUAUGUACAAGACAUAGACCAGUCUGAUUAUACCUGUCAAGCUCAUUAUAGAGACUCUGUUAAAAGUCUAAAUUGGAAAUUAUAUUUUAAUUCCAGUCAUCUGACCUUGCCAAGAAAGCAUUUUAAAUACAAUUAUUAUUACGAUAAAUUAAUAAAUGUUGAUUACUUGUUUUUUCAUAUGCUUUAAUGCAGAGCUAUUUGGAUUCUUUAAAGUUUUCACAUAGGAUGUUGCAAUUAGUUGCUGUAUUUCAACAGAAGUUUUAUAGCUGGGUAAAAUGGACAUAUUAAUACAGAAUGCAAACAUGUUGUAUCUUUUUAUGCGUUAUAUCCAAUAUACUAAAAGGUGGGAUUGAAGUUAAACUGAAAUGUGUGAUUUAUGUUUACUUAAUUUCUAGACUUGUAAUGUCUGGCAUUUUUUCUCAGUUGCAAAUGCGAUUUUUAAUUAUGCUGUUUAGCUGUUUGUUGCUCCAUAAUACAAAUAAUUUGGAUCAUCAAUUAAUUUUGUUAUUUUACUCAUGAUAAUCUGUGGACAUAAUGGGUUUUGGAGUCUACAGUAGCAGGCGCAAAACUUGAACCUAACCUGAAUGGGAGACUACACCAGUCACAUACACUAAACCAGUUUACAGUUGCUGUUCAUUCCCACCUGCACAUCUAAAAUGUAUCAGUAAACCAUAAUACAAAAUAUGAAUUCACACAAACACUCGCCAAAUGUGCUUACUUGACAUAGACACUGCAAAGGGUAAGAUUUGAAUCCAACACUUCAGGACUAUGAGGCAGCAUUAAAGACUGCAUCAAAAUGUCAUCUAAUUAGAACUUGAUAAUGUGAAAGAUCAAUGUUUUGCAAACAAAAGAUUCAUUGUACGAUGUUUUUACAUUUCAGGAAUGAAAACAAAAUGAGUAAUAACUCUAGAAACAAUUUUUACCACUGCAGUCCUUAUAGUUCUGGACUUGUGUGCCUUCAGUGGGGAGUUGGCAUGUUUUCUCUGUAAUAUUUGCAUUUCCUCCCAGUGUCCAAAUGCUGUUAGAUUAGCAACUGUAAAUUGUCACAAUGUUGUGGAGGUGUGCAUAACCAUGCCCUACUAGAAACUAUUUUUUUGACUUUAUACUGGGUACAGUUAAUUCUGAAAUGGAUAGAUGCUAAAUCCUAAAGAACCUUAAAUGGUAAACUUAAAACUUAAUGAUAGUAUGUUAGACUGAAAGAAUAUGCUAAUGCUGUAUUUUGUAUAAAAUUAUACUGCAGUCCAAAUAGCAAUACAUUCUACUACCUUUAUAAUGAGAUGAAUUUGCUUUGAUUGGGACAGUAGCCUGAAUCUUUAGGGUUGAACGUGUUCCCUUUUCACGUGCAAAGAACCUGGUAAGUGAAUGCAUCAGAUCAACAAGUGUGUCUUGAGUCAUUGUGGAAAUGGUCAGAAGCUUUAAUGAGUGCCUAAGUUGGCAAGGAAUAUCCACCGUGGUCAGGUAGUGGGACCACUUCAACGCUCCAGCUACAUUUUUGAGAAGUAGGGGGAAACUAUUUUACAGCAUUUGUCAAGUUCAAUAAAAUGUCUUCAGAUUUUCCUGUU
Molecule: messenger RNA, 2262 nt
Organism: Polypterus senegalus (gray bichir)
Lineage: Eukaryota; Metazoa; Chordata; Cladistia; Polypteriformes; Polypteridae
Gene: llph
Product: LLP homolog, long-term synaptic facilitation factor
Exons: 3
Coding region: 157-531 (124 amino acids)
Biological process (GO): dendrite extension
Cellular component (GO): nucleolus
Molecular function (GO): RNA binding
Source: RefSeq, a predicted model, not a curated record